AUGUCGGAUGCCCCGCGACCUACAUUGAAGCUGAAGCUUGGGAAGAGGCCGGUCCCCCCAGCUGAACCAGCGUCCGCAUCUGCCCCGGCACCUGCGCCAGAACCAACAGCACCAUCUACAGCCUCUGGAACCCCCCAACCCCAGCGCAAGCUCACUCUCAAGAUCGCACGCAAGCCACAGCCCGAAGAAAGUGAGGAGAAACCGAAGAAGAAGAAACCGACGAAAAAACGACCCGCCGAAAAUGUCGCUCAGCCUGAACCCGCCGUGCCUGUCCAACAAGGCCCGAAACGCCUCAAGCUGAACCCUAGCAAGAAGCCAGCACUGCAGUCAAUUCGCAUCAAGAACAAGGGAGUUGUCCCUAACCGGCCAGUCGGCGUGGGCUAUGACUCGGAGGCCUCAGAUACCGAAGCGGACCCUGUCAUCGAAGAACAAUUCAUCUUACGGAUGGAGCCAGGAGAAGAUUGUGAAGCUCUGCGGAAAGCAAUCAAUGAUCGCUCGGUUGAAGGAAACGGGUUCGGAUUCAAACCUCUCAAUCGUGAAGGCCGUCGCGCCGUCUUGACUAUCAAAGGCAGGCAAUAUGCCGCAGCGCUGGUGGAUCUGCCUUGUAUCAUCGAAGGCAUGAAGAGUUGGGAUCGACGUGGCUGGUACAAGUCGGCGGAUAUCUGUCAGAUGCUCUUGGUUCUUGGACGAGUAAACAGUGAACAAGAGGCACUUGACUACCCACUUCCUCCGGACGUUCAAGUUCCCGAUGACAAAGCCCUCCAAUACGCACACGGCCUCGCACCUCCGCUUCGUUGGGUUCGCAAGCGACGUUUCCGCGAUCGACUCAGCACCCGCACCAUUGAGCAAGUUGAGAAGGCCGUGGAAGAGCUACUAGCCCAAGAUGAACAAUCGAUCUUUCCUCCAAAGUUCGAGCUUGUGGACAGCACGUCACUUAACCGUGCCGAGGGAAUGGUACAAGCUGAGGAAUACGAAGACGAAUACGAUGAGGAGCAGGAUGCAUACGGCGAAGCCGAUGAAGACAUCAUGGACGACUUCGAAGAUACUCUCGCAGCUGAGAUGGAGGCUGCGUUGGCUGGUGAUGACGAUGCACCCGGCGAGCAGGAGGAAGCUCCCACGCCAUCCAUUCCUCAAUACCCCUCCGCUAGAGGCCAGACUGGCCGCGCCGAUUCUGAUAGCGACUCUGACAAUGACGAUGAACUGGAUGACGAUCAGCUGGAGGAGCAGCAGCAGCUCCAGCAGCAGCGCGAGGAAGUUGCCGAAUUGGAGGCCCUCAUUCGCACUGAAACCGCACAGUGGGAGAAGGUCCAGAACCACAUUCUUCGCAACAAAAAGGGCCGCCGUAUUCAAGAGUUGAAAAAAGAUCUUGAACUCAAGAAGGUCUCUAUGGGUAUCACGGAUGAUCACGAUGACUGA
This is a messenger RNA of Penicillium nucicola, 1416 nucleotides long. RefSeq names its product transcription initiation factor TFIID subunit 7 family protein. The record is from RefSeq and is a predicted model, not a curated record. The transcript has a single exon. Gene Ontology annotation, cellular component: transcription factor TFIID complex. Lineage: Eukaryota; Fungi; Ascomycota; Eurotiomycetes; Eurotiales; Aspergillaceae. The coding region runs from base 1 to 1416 and encodes 471 amino acids. Gene Ontology annotation, molecular function: RNA polymerase II general transcription initiation factor activity. Gene Ontology annotation, biological process: transcription initiation at RNA polymerase II promoter; RNA polymerase II preinitiation complex assembly.